Molecule: messenger RNA, 1533 nt
Organism: Acanthosepion pharaonis
Lineage: Eukaryota; Metazoa; Mollusca; Cephalopoda; Sepiida; Sepiidae
Source: the annotation of a GenBank genome assembly
AUGCUCUUUCCUUCUUUCUUUUUUAUAUGCUCUUUCCUUCUUUUUUCUUAUAUAAUCUUUCUUUCUUUCUUUCUUUCUUUCUUUCCUUCUUGUGAUCAUGUUAUUUUCUCUCUUAUAUGCUCUUUCCCUCUUUCUUUCUUAUAUGUUCUUUCUUUCUUUUUUCUAUCAUCUUUAUUUCUUUCGUUAUUCUUUCUUUCUUUCUUUCUUUCUUUCUUUCUUUCUUUCUUUCAUCUUUCUUUUUUCUUUCCUUUAGCAGCUUUCUUUCCGUUUUCUUUUUUUAUCUUUCUUUCUUUCUUUCUUUCUUUCUUUCUUUCUUUCUUUCUUUCUUUCUUAUCCUGCCUUGCUUUUUACAUCGACCUUUCUUUCUUUCUUUCUUUCUUUCUUUCUUUCUUUCUUUCUUUUUUUCUUUCUUUCUUAUCCUGCCUUGCUUUUUACACUGACCUUUCUUUCUUUCUUUCUUUCUUUCUUUCUUUCUUAUUUCAUCUUUCUUUUUUCUUUCCUUUAGCAGCUUUCUUUCCGUUUUCUUUUUUUGUCUUUCUUUCUUAUUUCUUUCUUUUUCUUUCUUUCUUUCUUUCUUUCUUUCUUUCUUUCUUUCUUUCUUUCUUAUCCUGCCUUGCUUUUUACAUCGACCUUUCUUUCUUUCUUUCUUUCUUUCUUUCUUAUAUAGUUUUCUUUUUUCUUUCUUUCUUCCAUCUUUCUUUUUUACUUUCCUUUAUCAGCUUUCCAUCUUUUUUUCUUAUACCUUCUUUGACCCAUUCUUUCUGUCUUUCUCUUUCAUGUCUUCUUUCUUUCUUUUUUCUAGGAUCUUUAUUUUGUUCCUUUAAUCUUUCUUUCUUUCUUUCUUUCUUUCUUUCUUUCUUUCUUAUUUAUUUUUUCUUUCUUUCUUUCUUAUUUAAUUUUUCUUUCUUUCUUUCUUUCUUAUUUAAUUUUUCUUUCUUUCUUUUUUCCUUCUUUCUUUCUUUCUUAUUUAAUUUUUCUUUCUUUUUUUCUCUUUCAUUCUUUCUUCCUUAUUUAAUUUUUUUUUCUUUCUUUCUUUUCUUUCUUUCGCCAUUCUUAAUAAUUCAAAAAUACCCGGAUAGAGCGGAAGGCGCCACCAAAUCACCCCCCCCCGCGGCCACCUAUCCUUAUUCCUCAGUUUACCGUAUGUAUCGUGUAUCAGUCGACUCUCAAGAUUUGGCCAUAGAAUCUUUUCCGCGUAUACCGGUCGAUCCUUCCUCAGUUUACCGUAUGUAUCGUGUAUCAGUCGACUCUCAGGAUUUGGUCAUAGAAUCUUUUCCGCGUACUUCGUAUACCGGUCGAUCCUUAUUCCUCAGUUUACCGUAUGUAUCGUAUAUCAGUCGACUCUCAGGAUUUGGUCAGAACCUUUUCCACGUGCUUCGUAUACUGGUCGAUCCUUCCUCAGUUUAUCAGUCUCCCUCUUACGUCUCUCUCUUCCGUCUCAUCGCUCACCCGUACUCUCCCGUCUCAUCGCUCGCCCGGGCCGAUUCUCUCCUCUCUUCAAGAAAUUUCUCCCGUCUGUCUUCUUCAGCAUAA